This is a messenger RNA of Ctenocephalides felis (cat flea), 1127 nucleotides long. Its product is annotated as zinc finger protein 525-like. Gene Ontology annotation, molecular function: RNA polymerase II cis-regulatory region sequence-specific DNA binding; DNA-binding transcription factor activity, RNA polymerase II-specific. The coding region runs from base 76 to 966 and encodes 296 amino acids. Lineage: Eukaryota; Metazoa; Arthropoda; Insecta; Siphonaptera; Pulicidae. The transcript has 2 exons. The record is from RefSeq and is a predicted model, not a curated record. Gene Ontology annotation, biological process: regulation of transcription by RNA polymerase II; central nervous system development. Gene Ontology annotation, cellular component: nucleus.
CUUUAUAAGAACUACUCUAUGCUUUCAACUUUUAACUGAAAUGUCAAAUUGAAAAUAACGUGAGUUCUAAUAAAAAUGUCAGAAGAAUCAAUUAUGUCUACUAUUAACCAGAGAAUUAAAAUGGAACCACAGGAAUAUUCUGCAGAAAACAUUAAACUCGAAAUUCCGGAUGAAUUUGAUGCUAUUGUUAAGUCUGAAGAAGAUAAUGAUACUUGUCUGGAAAGAUUCUUGAAUUCCGAAGUGACGAUAGAAGAAGUAGUCAAACAGGAGAUAAUUGAGACACCUACUUUUGAAUGUGAUAUUUGUAAUGAAUCUUUUCCAGAAUCACAACAAUUAGAAGAGCACAUGGUCGAUCACAUGCCUAGCAAGGAAGGCCCACAAAAAUGUAACGUGUGCUUUGAAACAUUUGAAAUGCCCUCAAGUUUGGCAAGACACAUGCGUUUCCAUAGCUCAGAACGACAUUUCCAAUGCAAUAUCUGUAAUAAAAGGUUUGCACGGUUAUCUGUAUUGCAGAAUCACAUGCUUACGCAUUCUCAAGAACGUCCCUUUCAAUGUGAAAUAUGCGACAAAGCAUUCACACAAAGAGGCGGUUUGGAAUCGCAUAUGCUCAACCAUACAGGGGAACGCCCGUUCAAAUGCAAAAUGUGCAAUAAGACAUUCAAACAGAAAAGCCAUUUGAAACCACACAUGCUUUUCCAUUCAGGAGAGCGACCUUUUAAAUGUGAAAUAUGCAAUCAAAGCUUCACACAAUUAUUUCUUUUGGAUCAGCACACUAUUUCUCAUUCUGAAGCUCGGCAUUAUCAAUGCAAGAUAUGCAAUAAGACAUUCAAACAAACAGGUCAUUUGAAACAACACAUGCUUCUUCACAGUGCAGUAAGCCUCCAUAAAUGCACGAUAUGUCCUAAGACAUACAAACGAAAAUAUGAUCUACAAAAGCACUUGCUUAUUCAUAAUUGUGAAAUGUGAAAUAAAGAAGGGAUGAUUAAUGUGAAAUAUGAAAUAAAGGAGGGGUGAUACUCUGUACAAUCUAGUAAACUUCCCAAAAACUUCAGAUUUUAAAAUCAUCAUUGGUAAAAAUGUAUUUAAAAAGUAAAAAUCACACUUCUAAAAGACUUCUACACAGAUAG